Molecule: messenger RNA, 14811 nt
Organism: Protopterus annectens (West African lungfish)
Lineage: Eukaryota; Metazoa; Chordata; Ceratodontiformes; Protopteridae
Gene: DOP1B
Product: DOP1 leucine zipper like protein B
Exons: 37
Coding region: 176-7111 (2311 amino acids)
Biological process (GO): Golgi to endosome transport
Cellular component (GO): endosome; trans-Golgi network
Source: RefSeq, a predicted model, not a curated record
GGUGUUCCCAUCAAGUGGAUUAGUAGCGAAUGAGUUGGUAUACAGGGUACGGUAAUUUAUCUUUUGCAGUGGGCUGUAGUUUAUCAUUUAACUACUUAUUCGAGUAAAGGAUGCAUUAAUCUAUACCGUCAUAAACCGUAUUCACAGCUGAGCAUGCUGCUUGGAAUAAGGUAAGAUGGACCCAGAGGAGCAGGGGCUACUGAACGAUUAUAGGUACCGAAACUAUGCCUCUGUGAUUGAGAAAGCUUUGAGAAACUUUGAAUCCUCAAGUGAGUGGGCUGAUCUCAUUUCCUCGCUAGGUAAACUGAACAGGGCUCUUCAGAGUAACUUGAAAUACAAUCUAUUACCCAAGCGUCUGAUUAUCUGCAAGAGGUUAGCCCAGUGUUUACAUCCAGCUCUUCCCAGCGGAGUGCAUUUAAAAGCUUUAGAGACUUAUGAAAUAAUAUUCAAAAUCAUUGGAACAAAAUGGCUUGCCAAGGACUUGUUCCUGUACAGUGCUGGUCUGUUUCCUCUGCUAGCCAAUGCUUCCAUGUCCAUCAAGCCAACACUUCUUUCUCUCUACGAGGUUUACUACCUUCCACUGCAGAAAGCACUUCUGCCAAGUCUACAAGCCUUUGUAACAGGACUGCUGCCUGGCCUUGAAGAAGGUUCAGAAAUUUAUGACAGAACUGAUGUGCUCCUUCAAAAGCUUGCACUGGUAGUAGGGCAGGAGGUAAUGUACGGUGCCCUUUGGGGCAGUGUUUUAGUCAGCCCAUCUGUAAGACUUCCUGCAUCCCUUUUUGUCGUUAACCAUAUAAGCAAAGACUUGCCAGGAAAGGCACAGAAGCAAAUGCUUGGAAAUGAUACCAAACUCUCAAUCAAAUCUUUGUGUGCUGCAGUUAUGGACACCAAUGUUCUUGUGCAGAGGAACAUUCUAGAAAUUCUUCUUUUCUUUUUUCCACUUUACUCCUGCUUGGAUGCCGACAAGAGUGCCAUUGUGAUAUCCAGAUCUGAAAUGAUAGACAUUCUUUCAGCUGCUUCACAGACACUUCUAAGAAGAGACAUGUCACUGAACAGGAGACUAUACGCUUGGUUGUUAGGUACAGACAGUAAGGGAAGCAUUCUUGCUCCAGAUUCCACAGACUUGACAACAGAUCAGGACCACACAAUGUAUUAUUAUAAUAAAUAUUCCAAGGAUCUGUUAAAUGAGGCAUUAGUGAAGCUGUUUCACCAUCGUAGCCCAGAAGUUGACCCAGAACAAGGGCCACUUGCACAACUAAAGCCAUUCCGAUUACUGAUCUGCUUGCUUGACAAGCCUGAGAUAGGUCCUCAAGUUGUUGGUGAUUUGCUUUUGGAAGUGCUACGAACAUGUUUCUCCCACUGUAAAGAUGCUAUGGGUUCUGAUAUGCAGUUGAGCCUCAGUCAGAGUGGAGGUCUUCUUAACAGCAAAAUCAAAGAAAACAAGAAUGCCUCUGAAAUUAUCAAAACUGCAAAUGUGCUGAUCAGUUCCUUAAGCACAGAAUACCUGUGGGAUUAUAUGACAAGAUGUUUUGAAGAUUGUCUUAGGGGCAAGUUGCAACACAGGGGGUCCAGUGGUGUGAAAAAUGUGUGUAAUCCGCCAGAAAUUUCUGAGCUCUGCAAUUUGCAGUUGUUCCUACUGGAAGUUGUUCCUCUAGAGCUUUAUUCAGAGAUCCAGAGUCAGUAUCUUCCCCAGAUGCUGAGCCACAUGGUGCAGUGCCUUUUAGAAAACAUGGAUACUCUAACUCUGACAGAGCUCACACUUGCUCUGAAGACGUGUUUCAAAGUACUCAACAAAAUUCAAAUGCCAGCUGCCUACAUUGAUGCAGAACCAGGAAUGGAAAGUGCAGUGGAUAUUUCUGAGAGUCCAGUGAAGGACAAUAUUGAGACAGCAACUGAAACUGACCCUGAUGUAACUGGUGAUGGAGAAACUACAUUCCCUCCUCUCAAGUCUGAAGAUAGUGGGAUAGGGCUGAGUGCAUCUUCUCCAGAACUUUCUCAGACCUUUGGUAUACCAAGAGUUUCUCCUGAAAAUGGUAAUAUCUGGAAGUGCAAUGGCAGUAUGCAGAUAACAGUACAGUACAUUCAGGAAAUGCUUGCAAACUUUGCCACUAGGAGAAUAUUUGGCAUGCAUUUACAGACCCAUACAGAGAGUGGUUCACUUCUGAGCAGAAGUAAAGAGGAAAAGAGGGGUUUUAGCAUUGAUGAUAUCAUUGGUGUUGAAAACUUGAAAAGCAAAAAGAAAACAUGGGAUGGAAAGCAAAUUAGUGUGCCUCAGUUUAAGCAGAUGCUAUCAGACUUGUUUACAAUUCGUGGUUUACCUAAACAGGCAAGGGAGACCGCCACAUUUAUAAGUGAAACUAAUGGGAAAAAAAUGAAAGGUGAAGAUGAAUGGGGCAUUGAUCAAGUGCUUCUGGAGCUUGAAAUAACAGAAGACUGUAGAGAAGCAUUUGCAGCAAUCUGUCACUUUUUACUUGAAUGCGCAAUGUUACCAGUCUACCUCUCCAAAGAAGAGACAGAGAAUUUGUACUCCUCUGUAUUUCAGGAAUUAGGUGCUGACAAUGAUUCCUGCUUCCCCGUAUGGCUUAAAUCUUUGAUGACACUGUGCUGCUGUGUGAAUGACUGCUACAUACAGAACGUAUCCAUUUCCACCUUGUUAGAACUUGUCAAUCACUCCCAGUCACUGUCCCUCGUCAUUGAAGACAGGAUGAAGAGAUACAAAAAUGUGGGGAGUAACCCUUUCCUUGGCAAGUUGCAGAUGAUCACGGUUCCUCCUAUUUCACCUGGAAUCCUGAAGUUGACUGCAGAAAAAACAGAUAUUUAUCAGAGACUUGCAAAUGUGCUGUGGAAUCAGUUGAACAAGGAGAGGAGAGAGCAUCAUGUGAUUUGUGUAGAACUCUUCUUCAAACUCCAUUGUUUAGCUCCAUCCGCAAACAUAUGUGAGGACAUUAUAUGCCAGUCACUGCUUCAUAGAGAUAAGGGAACCAGACUUGAAGCCCUCUUCAGAUUCUCUGUCGUGUGGCAUUUAACAAGAGAAAUCCAUGGCAACAGAACCACAUCUCCUAGCCGUUCCUUUGACAGGUCGCUGUUUGUGGUACUAGACAGCUUGAAUUGCACAGAUGGUGCUAUCAGUGCAGCAGCUCAAGGCUGGUUAGUGCGGGCACUGUCUCUCAGUGAUGUUGUUCGAAUUCUUGAGCCAAUAUUGCUACUGUUACUUCACCCAAAGACUCAGCGCACUUCCAUUCAGUGCUUCAAACAGAAUGGCACAGCAGAGCUCCUCCAUUUGAGUAGUGAACAUCGAUCUUAUUCCAAAGAAUCCAUUCAUUCCAAAGAGUCAAAUGAAAGUAGUUCUGAAGGGAAUCUUGUUUCCAGCCAGUUUACCACCAUGGACAGAGAAGCACUUUGGGCAGAGGUAGAAGGAAACUCUGAAAGAUUACCUCUGAAAAAGGUAUACUCUAGUAAUACAGAAGAUAGCUCCCAACAAGAGGAAAUCCCAUAUUAUACAAAAAGAGAUGACCAAGAUAUCAGUGAGCACACAGAAUCUGCUGAUACCAGUAUUAGUCCAGUUUCCACAGAAAAUUCAUCUUCAGCAGUGUCUCCUGAUAUUCAAGAGAUGCAGUACAGUAGAGAGAAAUAUGGAGUGUCCUUGAAUGAAAAAGAUGUUCUUCAAAAUGAAUCCAGACCUGGGCUUAUAACAAGUGAUGCUUCUGGUAGGCCCCAGAAGUUAGACCUCAAGCGCAUGGAUUCUGAAAGAACACAAGCAUCAGAGUCCCUUACUAGUGAUGAAGAAGAAGAAAUUGAUUUAGAACUUCAAGCAAUUGCUACUGCUAGAUUUGAAAAGCAGAGGAAGGAAAAGAAGGAAAUGGUAGAUGCUCUAUUUAAGCACGUACUGUUAUAUUUCCAACCUUAUGAUUCCAAGAGGGUUUUGUAUGCUUUCUCCAUGUUGGAGGCAGUGCUAAAAAAUAACCCCAAAGAGUUUAUAGAAGCAGUUUCAACUACAAGCAUGGACACUAGUUCCACAGCUCAUCUGAACCUAAUUUACAACCUCAUAGCUCGCCAUCAGUCUGCACUUAUAGGGGAGAGUUUUUACGGUAAGCUUCAGACUCAGCUGCCAACUAUGUGUCCUCACUCUUUAUUGAUUGAGCUGCUUACAUAUCUGUGUCUGAGCUUUUUACGGUCAUAUUACCCUAGUCAUCUAAAUAUCAGCUACAGAGAUGUGCUCGGCAACAGGGAUGUCCAAGUUAAAAGUGUGGAAGUCUUGAUUAGGAUAAUGACACAACUAGUUGUCAUGGCAAAAUCAUCUGAUUCUAAGAACACUGAUAUCAUUAAUAAUUUGCUGACAAGAUGCAAAGUUCAAGAAUUUGUUCUACUUUCCUUGUCUGCUUCAAUGUAUGCUAGCCAGAAGCGGUAUGAACUAACAUCACCCAACCGGAAAGAAGACGCUAUUGAGGAAGGCAUUUUGGAGGAGAGUCUUAUCAGCUUCAAUCAAGACCAUAUUUGGAGUGAACACCCACUUCAGAUUGAGUUAUUGAAGCUCUUACAGGUUUUAAUUGUGCUAGAAUUCCACCUGGGAAACACAGUGGAAGAGCAAGAGAGCUUUUUAGAUCUUGCUAAGAAAUGGCAACAGAGUAUCAGUUUCCAGCAGUCUAUAAAUGCCAUUCAGUAUGUGCAGUCUCAGCCAAUAACCUCACAGGGAAUGUUUGUAUCAGCAGUGUUUAAAUCCCUGCAGCCAACUUAUGGCUAUGGUAUGCAUCCCCCUUGGGUGAGCCUGCUCACAUCCUCCUUACCGUACCAGGGAAAAUCUUUGGGAUUGGUUGUGGCACCAUUUAUUGUACAGAUAUGUAGCAAUUUGGAUGAUCUGGUCAAGCAAUAUGAAUGUGAUUCCAUGAAGAUGUCAGUCAGCAUAACAUCCAAACGGGAGAACAUUGCCCCCGACUAUCCACUAACUCUCCUGGAAGGUCUCACAACCAUCUGUCAUUUUUGUCUUUUGGAGAAUCCUGUGAAGACAAAAAAGUCCUUGCCUUCACCUGAUCCUGCCAACCUGAGAAAUGCUAAAAAUUCUAUUCUGGAAAAACUGCCUCAGAUAAUCAGCACUAUGGCUUUUCUGUGGAGUGUGAUAAGAAGAGAAGAAGAUCACAAAAGGCCACCUGAUCUCUUUGGAUCAGCAAAAGGAUCCUCAUCAGUAUACUUCAGAGCCACUAAAACAUUAAAACAAAAAAUUCUUGAAUUUCUAAAUCCCCUUACACCUCAUCUUGGGGUUCAACUAAUGGCUGCUGUGGCAACUGUGUGGAACAGUAAAAAGGGAAAGAAGAGUCAUAAUAAAAGCAAGAUUGUACCUGCCCCUAGUGAGGCGCAACUGACUCUGCAGGAGCUAAUCAAGGCUCUGAGUACACUGAAAACAGACACCGUACUGCAGAUGAUUAAAGAAGUGGUUAGGAAGCCUCCCCAAAUCAAAGGGGAAGAGAAAUCUUCCCUAGUGGAUAUUCCCAUGUUGCAGUUUGCUUAUGCUUUUAUUCAAAGACUUCCAGCUACAGCACUGCAGGAGAAUUUCCCACCUCUUAUGAGCUUAUUAAGGGAGUCUGUUCAGCUGAAUAUGUCACCACCUGGACAUUUUCUCCUUCUUAGUAUACUCAACGAUUUUGUGAGUAGAACACCUAGCCUGGAUAACAAGAAGGAUCAGAGAGACUUACAGGAAGUAACGCAGAAGAUCUUGGAAGCUAUUGGAAAUAUUGCCGGAUCUUCCUUAGAACAGACAAGUUGGCUGAGUAGAAACCUGGAAGUAAAAGCUCAACCUCAGAUUAAUUUUGAAGCAGAAGAUACUGAAGUAGAUACAGAUUUACCUGAUCCUUCCAGUGUGCCAUCUUCUAUGGUGUCUUCCUCAGCUCCCUCUGUGUACAGUGUGCAAGCGCUCACCCAUCUGGCUGAGAUACUUGCUCCCCUCCUUGACAUGGUAUAUCGCAGUGAUGAAAAGGAAAAGGCUGUACCCUUGAUUUCACGAUUGCUGUAUUAUGUUUUCCCAUACCUCAGGAAUCACAGUGCCUACAAUGUUCCAAGUUUUCGAGCUGGUGCCCAGUUGCUUAGCAGUUUAAGUGGAUAUGCAUAUACUAAGAGGGCUUGGAAAAAGGAAGUACUGGACCUGUUUUUAGAUCCACUGUUUUUCCAGAUGGAGAUAGCCUGUGUUGACCAGUGGAAAUCCAUCGUUGAUCAUUUGUUAACUCAUGAAAAGACAAUGUUCAAAGAUUUAAUGAAUAUGCAGAGCAGUUCCCUAAAGCUCUUUGCAAAUUAUGAGCAGAAAGCAAUGCUGCUAAAACGACAGGCCUUUGCCAUCUUUAGUGGAGAGGUUGACCAGUAUCAUCUCUUCCUUCCCCUGAUACAAGAACGGCUAACUGAGAACCUUCGUGUUGGACAGACUCCAGCUGUAGCUGCCCAGAUGUUUCUGUUUUUCAGAGUUCUUCUGCUAAGAAUUUCUCCCCAGCAUCUCACUUCUUUAUGGCCUAUUAUGGUGACUGAGAUGAUUCAUGCAUUUUUGCAGCUGGAAGAAGAUUUAACUGAAGAGGACCAUUCAAAGAAUGCAAGUAAAACAUCAAAACAAAAGAGUGCUGCUCCAGAUGGAAAUUGUCCCACAAUGCAGCAAUGCGAUCUUGACUUGUAUCUAUCUGCAUGUAAAUUCUUGGAUGCCGCACUCUCUUUCCCACCUGAGAAGAUGCCUCUGUUUCAGAUGUACAGAUGGGCUUUUGUCCCAGAAGUGGAUACAGAUGCUUAUAGCACUCAUGCAGACCUAGUGGAAAAUCACCAGGAAUGUAAACCACAUGUCAUCAGAAUUUUGGAACUUCUUAAACAGAAACAUGGAGAAAUAAAACAAUCCGAUAUGAACAAGUCUUCAAAGAUGCUCAGAUUUCCUCUCCUUAAUGAACGUUCCAUACCCAGAAUCACUCAUUUACUACCUUUCUUCAAAACUCUGAGUAGUGUCUUCAUGGCUCAAGCUAACAAGUCAUUGAACCCUCAUAAUGUGUCCAUUCCAUCUGUUGAAUAUCCUCCUGUAGACAGCAAAGAACUUUUAUGUCGAUUGGAGGAAAACAUAGAGUGUGAUUUACUGGAAAACGUGGAUAUCUGAAGUAUUCCAUAAUCAUUAUUAGCUCUGUUGCAAUAUUUGCACAGUUGAGAGUGAGCUGUAACUAGCACUACUGGUACAUCAAUUUUAUAAAGAGUUAUUUGCUGGACUGAAUACUGAGUACACCAUCCAAAUGUAAAGUAGCUUCACUCUAUGGUGAGAUGAUAUUCUUACUGCUCCUUUGUAAGGGAAGUCUGCUAUCAGGAUGCUUUACGUCUGAAUUUCUGUCAAGAAAGUAGUCCUUGGAAAAAGAAAAGUAUGCUUUACCUGUAUCCUGUAGAAAUAGAAAAGCAGGCGGUUCAUAUAAGUGCAUGCAAACCUCAUACUGUGGAAUUAAUGGCAGCUUAGAAUUGCUUAGAUGGGUGAAUAUGCCAUGACAUUUGAUUUAAUAAUGUGUACAGUAAUCAUAAUUGCAUUCAUUAGUUCCUAAUUUUGGAACUAGUAUUUAUGUUGCUGAAAUCUAAACUGUAACCUAACAGGUUGUUGGUCUUUGUGUUGCUUUGUCAAUGAGGAAAAAAACAUUUUUGUACAUGCUGUUGCAUUCAUUGUAGUGAGACACAAGUGUGAACUCUGCUAAUACUGCAGUAGUGAAAAGUUGAAACUUCAUAAUAACAUUCUUUGUUAUAGGAAACCCAUGGUGAGCACAUAGACGAGCAUUCCUAGGCAGGCUUUCAUACUUUAAAUCACCAAACAGUUCAUUAGUUUGAUUUCAGUUCUUAUCCUAUAGUUUCUUAAAAUAAAUGACAAAAAUAGCUCGCAGCAUUACAGCCGUCAGACCAAGGAAGACAUGUUUCAGUAAUUUCUCUAGGAUGAUAAGCCUUUUUAAUGUGAAAGGUAGUUUGAUUUUCAUUCAUUGAAUGUAUUUUGUUCUGUGCAUGAUCAUUAUUGAGGACACCAGUAACCAUUGCUGCAGUCAGAAGCAAGACAUAUAUAACUUGGGUGGAUUAUUCAAACUAAAACAGCUGGAAACAGUAUAUUACAGGUAUUCAGCAUAUGUUUAUUAUUCAUGUAAAGAUACCUGAGUGGAGAACUAGAAGGAAUAAAUAGUCUAUGAAAAUACAGUGUGCCCUGAAGAUGAAGUCCCAUUAUGGCAUUUCUUACACAUUGAAGCAGAUUCCAGAUUCUGUACCAAAUGUCAUAAGAAAUGUUCUGUAUAUUGGUUGUCUGCAUUUCUCUCUUAUGUUACAUGUUAAAUUGCAAGACUGAAUUAGGUAAUAUUGUUAAGUUUGCACAGCAGCUGUCUAUGCAGUUCUGGAUUAUUCACUAUUCUUUGUAAACAAAACAUAUAACCAGCAUUUUGCAUCCAUUUAUUAGCAGCAAAAUUACUCUAAAUUUUUUGUGACUAAGUUAAUAAUCACAAGCUUUCACCUGAAUGCAAUUAAUGCAAGUUACUCUUUCAGUCUUCAAACAAGAUUCAUUUCAUUCCCAUGUAGAUUUUGUUAACAACUGGAAACAGGUAUAACUGACCACUGGCUCAUAAACCAAAACAAAUCAGUAUACUAAAUGCAUUGUCUACAGUAAACAUUUUUAUGCAGUAUAGACAUUAUUGCAGUAUUGUUUAAUUGAAUUUUAAUGCCACGGCAAAAUAACCAUCCUUCUGUUAUUUCCUUACACUCCAUCUUCCUUUGUAGAGAUACCAGUUUGUUAAGUAUGUUGUCAGUGAUAUAAUUUGGUUUCAUUAGCCUAUUUACUUUAAGCUGCUGUUUGUACUGUUGCUAAUUUUUUGUAGUUUGUUGUAAAUUGUGUGGUCCAAUAUGCACGCCGCAGAAGUCAGCUUUACAGGUAACAAACACCCUUGAGGAAGUAAAGGGCUGUGCAAUUGCUGAUUUUGAGCUAUACUUGCAGAAUUGUGGGGUGAUUUCCUUGUUAAUACAGAUUGCCAGUUUUGUACCUCAUAUGGAGAAUGUUUUUCAAGUGCUGUCAUGGCAUUACAUUUUCCAGCACAUUAAAUACACAUCAAAAAAUGAAACAGGAAAAUCAGGCACAUUUGAUAGUGGUGAUACGCAUUCUCAUGUCAGAUGGAUUUGAAAGUGAUGAAUGUCCCUGCAUCAAUCUACUAUGCUAUUUGCACUGUUAACUUUAUUUCCCUUGUAGACUGUAACACCGUAUUUCAUCUCAAAACAACAGAUACAGAUGCGGGCUUUAUUUUUUGCUACAGAUUAUUUCAGUUCUGCUGAGUACAGUCUUGUAUCAGGAUUUUGACUGGAAGCUAUAGAAUGCAGGUAGCAUGUUACUCUUUUAGGCAUGGACAAUAGAGUAUAUUUGUACUAGGAGCCUGCCAGCACCACCACAGUGUUAAGGGUAUAGUUCUGUUGUGCCAUAGAGCUACACUACUAUAGUAUGCCCACCUGUUUGUACUAAGCUUGCUGUAUCUUGUAUGGAAACUAUGGCCUGGCAGUUAACAUAGAGGAUUAAAUGGUUCAAGCUGUUAACAAGCGGCAUCCUGUAGCCCAGGAUUUGAUUUUCUCAGCCUCCAUUUCCAUCUCAUGUGACUCUGAGCAAGUCACUUAACCAGACAGUACUCUGGGGCAAUUGGGAAAAUUGGACUAGGCUCCUCAUUUGUCAUCUGGACCCCUUGCUUAUUAACUAAUUAUAAAUGCUAUGGUGGGCUUAACAAGUCAGACCUUUAGACAGCAUUAGUUUUAAAUGGGCCUGCACGAUCCAGUGAUACCAUUAGAUAUCACCCUAGCAAGUACGAAUGUAACUUUAAUUCUUUAAUUGUAACCUGCCCAAACAGUGCUUUUAUGGUUGUGUUGCAUUUAAGCUUCAGCUCUUAUCUUUCUGCACUUGGUGCAGGAAAUAAUUGUCUGGCAAAGUCAUGCUAAAACAGUAGUUGUACUGCCCCUCAACGUCAUUGUCUGGGUUUCAAUCCUGGCCUCUGAAAACUGUCUUGAUGUAGCUUGAUUGCUUGCUCUCCACACAUCUACAAAGCUCUUUUGGGCCUUCUUUAGAUACUUCCGCUUCCUUUCAUCUCAUUAAGACAUGCUCUUUGUAGUUGACUGUCUACCCUAAUAAAUUCCUCUUGCAUUGUAUUGUGGAACUUUCCUGGGUCUUCCUUGUAUGUUAUCCUUCAACAUGGUGGGAUCAGUUCAAUUAAGCAAACAAAGUUUAGGUUCUUCAAUAUACACUUUCUUGACAUCUAGUUGCCUGACAUGAUCAAUAUUUUAACUACAUUGCUGUUGUGUCAUAUUUCUUAAUAUUUAGCUAAGUUGUGGGAUUGGAUAGGCUGAAAUCACCCACAUAAAAGUACAAACACCAGUCCAUUUUAUGCAGGGUUGUUGGCACACUGCUUCUCUGUAUUGUGUGGCAGGAUAUAAUUGUACUCGUGAAUUCCAAAUUAUUGUGUUGCAGUCAGUUAUGAUUUAUAAACUAAGGACUGUGGCUGUAUUGUGAGACAAGAACCAGAAAUACACUCUGCAAUGGAUUAGAACAGGCAAAAGUGCCAUUUACAAAUAGCAGUAUUUACACUCAGGUAACUAAAAUAAUGCAGCUUAACAUACUGGAAAGGCAAACUUUCAUCUCACAUGAAGGCUUUAUCAAAUAGUCAUACAUUAGACCAGUCAAAACUACCUCACUAAAUGCAUAGAGGUAUGAAAUUAGUAAUAUCAUUAAAACUGAGGUCUUGGACCUUAACAGCAAUAAGAGAUUCCAUAAAGAAUAUACAUCAUGUAGUGUGCAAGUGACAACCUUGCAUAUUAAAUACCUUUCAAAAAGUUUUAUAAAUUUAGUAGUUUUAUCUGUAAUUUAUUUUACUUUUCUUAAGCAUCUUUUUUCUUUUCUUUCCUUUCCUUCUUUCUUUUUCCAAAAAUAGGCUUAGUGGAAAUGUCUUCUUCAAGUCCCAUGUCCAAGUAUGAGCUCUGCUGGCAUUACCAUUCAUUUUCCUUCAGUAACGGCAUUUUUUAUCACCUCCUUAGCUAUUUUAUCUGUCACAUCAAUAAAAAGAUACUUAAGGUAUAUUUGAUAUCAUUAUUAGUCAUAAUGUGUUUGAUAAUGCUUUAACUACUUCUGGUUUUAUAUGACAUAACAAUGUUCCUUGAUGUGCUAUGUGAAAUGCCAUUCUAUAAUGACUUGCAUCAGUAUUUACCUUCAUAACAUUUAAGUUGUUGAAUAGAUGGCAAAGCAAUUAAUAUAGAUUUUUUUCACUACUGGAAAUGAUUAAUCAUAUCAGUUUACAUUUUACCACAACAUAUACUACACCCAUUGCAUGUGAAGAAUACUUUUCUUAUUGAACACCUUUGUUACAUGUAUUCACUAUACUAAAUGCCAGCUUGUCCUUAGUAUUCUGGCCCCUUCACACAGCGAAAUUAAGGUAUGUACUCCAAAUACCAGAAACCUGACCCGAUUUUAAAAACUGCAAUUAUUUAUUGAAACACUUAUUAUCACUGUGUUUUAAUUAGUUUUCAAUUAAAGCGAAUGAUGCAGUGUUACCAAUAUGCAUAUUACUAAAUGCAUUCCUUUCCACAUUUGCAGUAACCUACAACAUUUCUACAUUCUGAUGUGGAUUUAAUGUAAAUAUGGUGAAGCUAUAAUUCUUUAAGUUCUUUAUUUUGUCCUUAGACAUGCGUAGUUUUUUUUUCUGUGUCCUUUUCCCUCUUCAUAUUGUUCUCAAGACCAUUAAUUUCCUAGGGAUGGAGAAUCUUUCUCUCAGAUCCACUAAGGUCAGAGUUAUCCAUCAGGGCCAUCAUCCAGGUAGACAUUGGGGUGUUUGAUGCUGUCACUGGCAUCUCGGUAGUGAGAGCAUUUUGUAUGAAUGGCCUUAAUCCCUCCCUUGGAUGAUGACAUGGGUACCUAUGUCAUUGUAAGGAUGGCCUGCUCCUUUCUUCUUUGCAAGUGACCAUCAAGGGCUGCCACCACCUGCUUAGGUGUAUUGCCAAUAUUGUCCCUUUACUGUCUCAUACCUACCAACUCCAUCUCUACCCUGUAGUAGAGAUCAUGUCAGGGAAUAGUGGCAAGACUGACCAGUACUCACCCCUUCUCCCCAGCAUGGGCACAUCCAUCCUCAUCCUCUCAGACUGUGCCAUUUAGAUCCCAAGCCACUAGUUGAACUCAGUCAUAGUUAGGACUUUAUCCCUCUAUGCUACUGGCACAGCUUGCCUGAUAUUGGCUUUCCUGGGAUUGUGAGAGUUUGUCAUCAACUUGGUGCAGCCUAACUCAUAAUAUCCUUGUUUGUUAAUAAUUUGUGGCAUUCUAAACAAAUGCCCUUUGUAUAUAUUUUUAAUAGAUUUAUGCUGAAAAUAUUGCCUUUACAAAUAAGUUUUUCUAUUUCUAAUUUAUUUAUUUUUAUAAAUGUGAAACAAUUUUAUUUCUGUAUUUACAAUUGUAUCUAGGAAAUCCAUUUAAUGCAAUCCAGGGCUUGAUUAUGCCUUGUGUCUAUCACUUGCAUGGGUAGGCUGUGCCACCUCUAUGCCCCUGAAUUGGAUAGAACACAUAGGAGGAUGUGUUAAAAAUCUGUUUAUUUCUCUUACUAGUAUAUUAUAAAAUUGACAUUUAAAUCAUUUGUGCUAUCCCAUCAAAUAAUCACAUCAACCACAGAGCAUCUACAAAAUGAUGCAUAUUGUUACUGUGUAUUAACUUCAGUGAUCACUGCUUAAUUCUUCCUGUUGCAUAUACAAAGAAGAUUUGUGGUGGGACAAAAAAAUACCUCCACAGUGGUCUCUUUCCAUCAAAAAUAAAAACAUUGUUUAAAAUAAAUCAGCAAAGAUAACUAAAUUCCCUCCUGUAAUAUUGGAGUAAUCUGUAAGCAUAUCUAAUAGCUAUUCUAAAAGUAAUAAAUAUUUUGUGACAGGACAGUAUUAUUAAAGGUUAUAAUAUCCAUCAUCCCCCCUCCCAAAAAAACACAUUAUCAGUAUUAACCCUUAGAUAAAUAUUCAACAAAUAUCCAAUACUUCCAGUACAUCUUGAUUUUUUUUAUCUGUCAAGUUCUAAACAUUGACUUGCAAAGAAGAAAAAAAAGGCAAUUAGGACUUCAGCUAUGUUUUCUCAAAUUUUUUAAACAAAGAAUAUCUUUACUUCUGAUAGAUGUUACCAGAACAAAUGACCGCAGAGGUAGUGAUCCUGUGACAUCCACAUGCACUUGUGUAUAUAUGUUACACUAGGAGAAUUAAAUAGUCUUUCCCAGAAACCUAGUCACAUUUGUAAAUUGUUUGUUUUUCUGCAGCUUAGGAAAUCUAUAGUACACAUGUCGAGCCCAACAUAAACUGGAAGCCCUCAGAAGUAGAAUCCCUGUAUUAUUACCAUUACCUGAACACUGUCUUGUGUACAGAGUGCAUGGAAGAUCCCCAUCUUUAAAUAAAAACAAAGACUUCUGAAAUUUAAUGUUCUUGGCGUAUGCAGUUUAUAACAUGUUGCUCAGCAUUACUGAAACAGUAUGUCAUAUUUCAGAAGUCACCAAAUAUUACUACAUCAAUCCAGCAGCCAAAUGCUGGAUAUAUUAACUUUGCAUAUACAAUAGAUGUGAGAGAAGAAAUAAGAUAAAUUUGAAAAACAAGCUAAAUAAUCUAAUUUCUUUGUUUUUGACAUACUUUUCAACCUCUUAGCAAAAGAAAUCUGUACAAAGCCAUAAAUAAUGGGGGAACAAAAGCCCCAAAAUAGGGACAGGUGUUGAAUAUUCUUAUAUAACCAUAGAAAGUUGAUAGAAUAACAGGUUUUGCAUUUGUAUUAAGUUUAUCAAGGGUGUGAAGUCUAAAUCUCAAGAGUCUGCCAUUAUUUUUUUUUAUUUAAUCCUCAGUGAUUUGCUAGAAAACAAAUUUUUUUAUAAGAAACAGACCAAAACUAUGAGGUGAAAAUCUGGACAGCUGAGAGGUAUGCUUUGUUUGAAUUUAAUCUUUAAAUCCAGAAACAGGCAGUAAAAGGGCACAACUGUAUUAUCACAUGCCCAUAAUAAUGUUCCAUAGCAAACCUAUUAAAGUAACCCCCUCAUGGCAAAGAGGCUGCAUUUUUUCAUGAAGUCAUCUUCACCAGAAAGACAGCUUGACAAAAGGCAGUCUCCCAUUCCCACAAAAAAGACUAUAUCUAUACUUUUUGAAGAAAGAUGGUACCUGUCUUUUCAUGCUUUGUUCACAAGUUCAAAGGGAAUCCAGAACACUUAUAAGAAGAGCAGGACAGUCCAACAGAAAAGGAAAUCACCAUUAAGUUACAGUAUUGCCACUUUGUUCUGAGCUAAUUUGAUACUGAUUCAAGUGAGUUGUGAAGUAAUAUAGAAUAAGUGUCUACAACUCCUGUUGCAGCUAGGAAUCCUCCACAGCCUUGUCUUUUUACUGUGCAUCUUAAUAGACUUAUACCCCGUCACACUUUUUAGAUAUCAGAAUGCAAAAUUCUCAUGAUGAUUUUUUUAAAACAUGUUUGUAGCAUAACAGCACUGCAGCUUUUUGUAAACAGCAUUUAUAAUAAGAAUGAUUUUGAUUUUGCAAAACAAAUAUUAGAAUUGUACUGAAAAGGGAUACUGCAGCUUUUUCAAAUGAUACUGCUGCUUAUUACUUUAAUUAAAUUGGAAAAAAUAUUUUGUUUAUAAAACUCACAUUUUAAAAUAGAUCUAAUCCCUGUCUUAUUUGAAUGUAGACUCACAUAUAUGAGACAAAAGUAAAUAUGUAAGUAAAGAUGUAAAAUGUUUACAAACUGGAAAACUGGAAUGUCUGUGACAGUAUGCUUCACAAUGAAAAUUAUUGACAUUAAAUGAGUUAAAACAUGCAUUUCAUUGAACUGAA